CGAUGCCGGGUCACUGAGAAUCCGGAACCGGGAGCUCCGGGGACCACAGCGCCCCGAGGACGCAGCGGCGCGGCUGAGCCUCCGGAGUCCGGGAGCCGCGGGAGAUGCGCACAGAUCGCCCAGGCGAGGCUCAAAAUCUUGUGUCUCCUCAUCUUGCGAUCACAAGACAGUUGAUUUGGAGCUGCGGGGAGUCUCAGAACUCUGGCCCCAGUGGCACAAGGGAGGUUCUGGUGUUGAGCCCUGGGGAGCCGGGAACCUCAACCCCGAGGCCGCCGCGGGAGCUGUCCGGUGCUGACCACGGACGCGGCCAGGCCCCAGGGGCUCAGACCCCAGCCUGCAGCACCCAGUAAAGCGGGGAGAGCUUCUGCCAGCACUGACGCAGAGCGCUGGGAGAGCAGGGAGCAGCUGGCUGCAAGGUGGACAUGGAUCUGCAGAGACUCGACUCCUACCAGGGCGGAGCUGGCCCUGACUUCCACGAGCACAUCCUGCACAAGACCAUCCUGGUAGGCGACAGUGGCGUUGGAAAGACAUCUCUGCUGGUUCAGUUUGACCAGGGCAAGUUCAUCCCAGGCUCCUUCUCAGCCACUGUGGGCAUCGGAUUCACAGUGAUGCUUCUGGGAGACUCGGGCGUCGGCAAAACUUGUUUCCUGAUCCAAUUCAAAGAUGGGGCCUUCCUAUCCGGGACCUUCAUAGCCACGGUCGGCAUAGACUUCAGGAACAAGGUGGUGACAGUAGAUGGAGCCAGAGUGAAGCUUCAGAUCUGGGACACUGCAGGACAGGAGCGCUUCCGCAGUGUGACCCAUGCUUACUAUCGAGAUGCCCAGGCAUUGCUCCUGUUGUAUGACAUCACCAACAAAUCUUCCUUCGACAACAUCAGGGCCUGGCUCACAGAGAUUCAUGAGUAUGCCCAGAGGGAUGUGGUGAUCAUGUUGCUAGGCAACAAGGCGGAUGUGAGCAGUGAAAGAGUGAUUCGUUCUGAGGAUGGAGAGACACUGGCCAGGGAGUACGGUGUUCCCUUCAUGGAGACCAGUGCCAAGACUGGAAUGAACGUGGAGUUGGCCUUUCUGGCCAUUGCCAAAGAGUUGAAAUAUCGUUCAGGAAGGCAGGCCAAUGAGCCCAGCUUCCAGAUCCGGGACUAUGUGGAGUCCCAGAAGAAACGUCCCAGCUGCUGUUCCUUUGUGUGACUCCCAAGGGCCAAGAAGAAGCCUCAGAGGCCCUUGGGAAUGCAGCUGUCUCCCCUGUACUGGCUCACUCUGAACUGCCAGGCCAACUUGGGAGAGAGCUGGGGACUCAGCACACAGCCUCUGUCUGGGAGGCAGCCAUCCCCCUAGUUUCUAUAGCUUCCUUACAUCACAGGAAGGGUAAAAUAUGUAUACUUUAUCUUAGUGAAUAUAUAACUUAAUACCAAAAAAAAGGUACCAGUAUGUCCAGAAAACCAAGAUAGGUAGGGACCUGGUGACCCUUUUUCCUUCUGGGACUAGGACCUAAAAGGCUGGGGCCUCCUAGCAACAACAAGGGUAGUAACUACUCUAUCCUGGCACCAGAGAACUCUGAUGCACUUCUAGGAUGUACCGGCUGACCCCAUCACCACCCUCGCUUGGGGAGGCUGAGCAGACCCCAGCCUUUACUUUCUCCAGCUUCACAGGCACAGCCUUUUCUAAUAAGAUGGGCCCUGCUGCUGGGAGCUAGCCCUAUGCCUCAGGGAAGAUAAACAGGGAGAUUGGGAGGGUGUAAGAUGGCUAACAGUCACUAGGAUGGAUCUUGCUCAGCUACCUCUGGCCUCCUAACCCUCUUUUUGGAGGUGUGCCCCCCUUUUCUCCAGCAUAUAAGCACAGUGGAGCACCUGAAAACAUUAGUUCCUAGCCCUUGAACUUCACACCCCAGGGGACCCCUGUCCCCUUCCCCUAGAAGCAAAUCUCUGUCUCAUCUGCUUUCUGCCUGAGUUCCUACUAGACACCUGAGGUCAGAGCCAGACCUGCCUCAAUCCUGUGGCAGGUAUGCAGCACCAGACACCACAGCUACUUCAGGGUUAAAAGUCAAAUAAAGAGAUCUCCAACCCCACCACCCAAGUCUAUCCCCCUAAACCCAAGCUCUGUCUCCUCUCUGUCCUUUAACUUCAUAGACAAAAACCAGGGCCAAAACUGCCUUAUCUCCUCCCCUACUAAGUCAAGUGAAGGAAUGGAAAGUCAUCCAUUUCUGGGUGAGCCAAUAUAAUAUGUACAAAUCAGGUGGGUGCAGAGAGGGGCAGCAAGGGGUUCAUAUAGGCCCAAGGUCACGUGUCUCCAAAAGCUCUGACCUUACCCUUCUAAGGGGACAGGAGACAUACAGGUCAUGACCUACAGGCACCUUCCCUGCAGCCCUGCAGGCUGGGCAGAGAGAAAAGCUGAAAGAAAGUAUGCAUCGCACAUUUCUGAAGUUACUGCUUUUGCUUUCAAGGUAAAAAUCUUGCUCUCUGAACAGGGUCAGUGCUCUAACUUGGGUUGAUGAGGAAGCGCUCCCUGACUUGCUAAACGGGAAGGAGCUUGGGCUUGCCCAGUUUCUUCUGAGACCCUGGGCAGGUGGUAGGAGGUCCAGUCACACAGAUGGCUCUGAGCCUCCAGCAUUUGUGUUUUUCGGCAUUAAAUUGCAGUAUU
This is a messenger RNA of Nannospalax galili (Upper Galilee mountains blind mole rat), 2633 nucleotides long. It is a transcript of the gene Rab37, whose product is annotated as RAB37, member RAS oncogene family. Gene Ontology annotation, molecular function: GTP binding; GTPase activity. The transcript is spliced from 10 exons. NCBI's taxonomy places the organism in Eukaryota, Metazoa, Chordata, Mammalia, Rodentia, Spalacidae. The record is from RefSeq and is a predicted model, not a curated record. The coding region runs from base 423 to 1184 and encodes 253 amino acids. Gene Ontology annotation, cellular component: endosome; Golgi apparatus.